This is a messenger RNA of Phacochoerus africanus (Common warthog), 870 nucleotides long. RefSeq names its product translation initiation factor IF-2-like. Lineage: Eukaryota; Metazoa; Chordata; Mammalia; Artiodactyla; Suidae. The record is from RefSeq and is a predicted model, not a curated record. The transcript is spliced from 2 exons. Bases 1 to 870 code for a protein of 289 amino acids.
AUGAACUGGUUACAGCCGGCAGCAGCGACCGAGCGGGGCAGCAGGCGGCGGGAAGGGGACGAGCGGGCAGGCCCGGAGGAGCCGGGAGUCGCAAGGUCCUACCUAACACCGUCGGUCUCCUCCGUCUCCUCCUCAACGGCAGCGGCCCCGGCGGUGGCGGCGGCAGCGACAUUCCUGGGGAGCGCUCCCGCCGCCGCCGCCUCCUCCUCCACUCUCUGCUCGCCUCUCUGCUCCGGCGCGCUCACCGAGCGCCGCGUCCCUUCGGCCACCUCCCCCCGCCCUCCCCAACACACACGCCCCGAAACCUUAAAGCCCUACGGCUCCUGCAGCCGGGUAACCCACCCUCCCUCCCUCCCCGCCACCAGCGGUGGCCCCGUCCCUCCCCCUUCCCCGGCACCCGCCGCCGCGCCGGCAUCUCUCCCGGCGCGCACCGCCGGACGCACGUGCGCGCGCGCAGCCACACUCCCGGCCGGGGGCGGAGCAGCAGCGCAGCCUCGACGGGGCGCGCGCGCGCACCCGCACAGCCCUCCCGACAAGCCCCUGCCCCCGCCGCCCUCACCUCGUGACGCCUCCCGCGCCGCGCUCCCGGCUGGGCCCCGCCCCUGCCCUCAUCUCCCUGGAGCCUGGGAAGGCGCGAGCCCCGGAGCUGGAGGGAGGGAGCGAGCGCGCGGGGCCGCGUCCUCGCUCGCGUCCCGGUUCCCCCAUUGGCUUCUGCCCCUCCCCCUUCUUCCUCCGCCUCUCCCACCCAUUGGUUCCCUCUCCUACUCCAUUCCUUCUCACCUUUUCCCUUUUACCCAUUGGCGUAUUUUUCCUCAGCUUUCCCCUUUCUCCGUAUUCUGCUCCUCCUCCGUCCCAUCCUCCACGCUUUAG